AUGCCUCCCAAGAAGACACAGAACGAGCCUAAGAAGAAGAAGCCCACCGUUGAUGAUAAGACUUUCGGUCUCAAGAAUAAGAAGGGAGGAGCGGCCAAACGACAGAUUCAACAGCUGAACGCACAGGCUGCAAGCAACAAAAACCCAGAAGAGAAGAGAAAGGCCGCCGAGAAGGCGCAGCGUGAGGCUGAGAAGAAAGCCGCAGAACAAGCCAAAAAAGAAAAUCUUGAGCUCUUCAAGCCUGUGCAGGUCCAGAAAGUUGCAUUUGGUGUUGACCCAAAGACUGUGCUAUGUAUCUUCUUCAAGCAAGGUCACUGUGAUAAGGGCCGGAAGUGCAAGUUCUCCCACGACCCCAAUGUCGAGCGCAAGGCAGCCAAGAAGGAUCUGUACACCGAUUCGCGUGAUGAGGGAGCCGAAGAGGAGGAAAAAAGGAAGAAGGAUACCAUGGAUGACUGGGACGAGGAGAAACUUCGCAGUGUCGUUCUCAGCAAACACGGAAACCCGCGCACAACCACCGAUAAGGUGUGCAAGUUCUUCAUCGAGGCUGUGGAGAACCAGAAAUAUGGUUGGUUCUGGACUUGUCCCAAUGGAGGAGACAAGUGUAUGUACAAGCACAGCUUGCCACCAGGAUUCAUUUUGAAGACCAAGGAGCAAAGAGCCGCCGAGAAGGCCAUGAAGGACAAAUCGCCAUUGAGCACCCUCACUCUGGAAGACUGGCUGGAUUCAGAGCGUCACAAGCUGACCGGCACCCUCACACCGGUCACCCCGGAGACAUUCGCUGCGUGGAAGAAGGGUCGUCUGGACAAGAAGGCUGCCGAACUACAAGCACAGCAAGCCAAGGAGGCUACCGGUCGUACACUCUUCGAGAGUGGCAACUGGGCCGAGGAGGACAGCGAACCUGAGGAAGGAGAGGACGAGAAUGGCACAUGGAAUUUGGCAGUCAUGCGCAGGGAAACCGAGAGGUUGCGUGAGCAAAAGGAAGAAGAACGUCUACUCAAGCUCAACGGGGGAGUCCUACCCGAAAGCACACCUGAAGCUGUGGGUUGA
This is a messenger RNA of Penicillium soppii, 1047 nucleotides long. Its product is annotated as translation machinery-associated protein TMA46. Lineage: Eukaryota; Fungi; Ascomycota; Eurotiomycetes; Eurotiales; Aspergillaceae. The coding region runs from base 1 to 1047 and encodes 348 amino acids. Gene Ontology annotation, cellular component: cytosol. Gene Ontology annotation, biological process: cytoplasmic translation. The record is from RefSeq and is a predicted model, not a curated record. Gene Ontology annotation, molecular function: metal ion binding; mRNA binding. The transcript is spliced from 3 exons.